This is a messenger RNA of Plectropomus leopardus (leopard coralgrouper), 387 nucleotides long. The record is from RefSeq and is a predicted model, not a curated record. Lineage: Eukaryota; Metazoa; Chordata; Actinopteri; Perciformes; Serranidae.
GUGUGUGUGUGCGUGUGUCUGUGUGUGUGUGUGUGUGUGUGCGUGUAGCUGACCUGUCUGCAGGAUUUCUUCGGGGACGACGACGUGUUCAUGGCGUGCGGGCCGGAGAAGUUUCGGUAUGCUCAGGACGACUUUGUGCUCACGCACAGCAGCAAAACGCCAACUUUUGUUAGUGAGUGCAGAGCCAAAGCCUCUCGCUCCACCGCCUCGCCGAAAACUCCCAAGACCCCCAGCGGCUCCGGCUUCUCCUCCAAGACCCCAUCCAAAGGCCUGCCCAGGACCAAGUCUCCGGGUCCAGCCAAUGAGGCGUCAGGAUCGCAGACGGCGGGGAAGUCGUCCAGGUCGAGCCCCUCCCCCACCAGCCCCGGGACACGACGCAACCUCAAG